Messenger RNA from Schizophyllum commune H4-8, 1367 nucleotides. RefSeq lists its product as uncharacterized. The record is from RefSeq and is a predicted model, not a curated record. NCBI's taxonomy places the organism in Eukaryota, Fungi, Basidiomycota, Agaricomycetes, Agaricales, Schizophyllaceae. Gene Ontology annotation, biological process: proton transmembrane transport; potassium ion transport. The coding region runs from base 116 to 1084 and encodes 322 amino acids. The transcript is spliced from 5 exons. Gene Ontology annotation, cellular component: mitochondrial inner membrane.
AUUGGAGAGGUCGCCUGUGCCGGGCCAACGCGUCGCCAUCCAUUGCAGUCCUUGCUCCCUCCCCUCCAUCCUGCUUCCACCUUUCCCCCUUGACCAUAGCGAUAACUCCUCAACCAUGUCCAUAUCCACCGCCGCGCGCGCGAUGCGCAUAGUCGCUAUCCCCCUCACGCGCCCCGCGGGCGACGCGACGCUCAAGUCGGCAGCACCGCGUACGAUGCUCACGUACUACCAUUUCCAAAUCUCGAAGCCGCCGAAGCCGUCGCGGCAGAAGACGGCGGACGUCCAGGGGGCGGAGAAGCGCCCGCACUGGUGGUCGACGCCGGAGGAGGGUUGGGCGGAUUGGGUGACGAAUAAGGCGGCGCAGACGUGGGCGGGGUUCGGGAAGGCGAAGGAGGGGUCGUGGCAGGUGAGAGUGUACGAGUACGGGGAGCGCCUGGUGGACCGCAUCGACUUUGAGGAGUUGGCGCUGAAGGGGAUCGACCCGUCUAUUGGCCCGACGAUCACUCAUCCUGAUGUUACCGGGAGCGAGAGCAGCGGCAGUAAGGUGUCAGAAAGCAUACCUCUGCUGUAUCCCCCGUCAGUCUUGACUGGCCCGGGUACUCUGGCACACCUCAAGUCGCUGGUCGACCACCGAGCACCGCGACAUAAGAAGGGCUGCAUCGUGUGGGCGAUUGCCGCGCCGCUCACUGCACCCUUCAUGAUCGUUCCCAUCAUCCCCAACCUUCCGUUCUUCUUCUGCGUCUGGCGCUCGUGGUCGCAUUAUCGAGCCUGGCGCGCCUCCCAAUACCUCCAAUCCCUCAUCGACAGCGGCGCAAUCCACCCCGAGCCCAGCGAAGCCCUCGAGAUCCUCUACCGCUCCUACCGUCCAACUCCACGGGAACAGCCAACCAAGGCGCAGGAGGCCGAGGGCAAGAUCGUUGAGGCACGCGCCAAUCCCGACAUCGACUUGUUACUGUCGAAGGACUCCGUCCCCGCGGUCUUGCAGAUCCUGAACCUGAAGCCUUCGGCAGAGGCGGAUCUGUACCGCGCGCUGGAGCAGGCGCGAUUGAGGUUGAAGAGGGGGGAGGUGAAGAAGGCAGAGUGAUGUGCAGUGAAGGAGGUGGAGGGGACGGAGUUAUGAUCUUCUUCUUACCCGAGAGAUAUUGCAGUGAAGGAGUCGGAGGCGCCGCGGUGAGGGGUAGCGGCAGUUGGCUUUGCAAUUGUGCACGGCGGGGCGCCUGCUAUAUGUGAUGCAGAGGGUUCAGCGAUGCUUCUGACUGGUCGAACAUGGCUAUCCUAGAGGGUAUAUAUUGUGUAUCAUCGUGGACUAUAGGUUUUCCAUGGUCAUAAUCAACCAUAUGUGGCGAUUAUGCCGACUCGCAUCACAC